AUGGACUCUAACGUUGAGACUACUACUACUACUACCACUACACCAGUUGUCAAAGUGGCAACCAUUAAGACCAAGCAAGCUCUUGCUCAGAUGCUCAAGGGUGGUGUCAUCAUGGACGUCGUCACACCGGAGCAAGCAAGAAUCGCCGAGGAGGCUGGUGCUGUUGCCGUUAUGGCAUUGGAGAAGAUUCCAGCUGAUAUUAGACAUUUCGGAGGUGUCGCUCGUAUGAGUGACCCAUCCAUGAUUAAGGGUAUUAUGGAUGCCGUCACCAUCCCAGUGAUGGCCAAGGUCAGAAUCGGACACUUUGUUGAGGCCCAGAUCAUCGAGGCCAUCGGAGUCGACUACAUUGAUGAGUCCGAGGUGUUGACCAUCGCCGACGAGGAGAAUCACAUCAACAAGCACAAGUUCAACGUGCCCUUUGUCUGUGGCUGCCGCAACCUCGGCGAGGCCCUCCGUCGCAUUGCCGAGGGAGCUGCCUUCAUCAGAACCAAGGGAGAGGCCGGCACUGGCAACGUUGUCGAGGCCGUCCGUCACGCCCGCUCUGUCAACCGUGAGAUCAAGAAGCUGACCACCAUGGACGACGACGAGCUGUUCUCCUACGCCAAGGAGAUCCAGGCACCAUUGGACCUCGUCCUCGAGUGCAAGAAGCUCGGCAGACUGCCAGUCGUCAACUUUGCCGCCGGUGGUGUUGCCACCCCAGCCGACGCUGCUCUCAUGAUGCAGCUCGGUAUGGACGGAGUCUUUGUCGGUUCCGGUAUCUUCAAGAGUGGCAACCCAGCCCAGAGAGCCAAGGCCAUCGUCCAGGCUGUUACCCAUUUCAAGGAUGCUGCCAAGUUGGCUGAGAUCAGCGAGAACCUCGGUGAGGCCAUGGUUGGAAUCAACACCGACAACAUGACUGAGAAGUGGUCCACCAAGGAGAAGCAAUAA
Acytostelium subglobosum LB1 is the source of this 927-nucleotide messenger RNA. RefSeq lists its product as hypothetical. NCBI's taxonomy places the organism in Eukaryota, Evosea, Eumycetozoa, Acytosteliales, Acytosteliaceae. The transcript is spliced from 3 exons. Gene Ontology annotation, molecular function: amine-lyase activity. Gene Ontology annotation, biological process: pyridoxine biosynthetic process; pyridoxal 5'-phosphate biosynthetic process; amino acid metabolic process. The coding region runs from base 1 to 927 and encodes 308 amino acids. The record is from RefSeq and is a predicted model, not a curated record.